Messenger RNA from Aspergillus eucalypticola CBS 122712, 873 nucleotides. RefSeq lists its product as uncharacterized. Lineage: Eukaryota; Fungi; Ascomycota; Eurotiomycetes; Eurotiales; Aspergillaceae. The transcript is spliced from 7 exons. Bases 1 to 873 code for a protein of 290 amino acids. The record is from RefSeq and is a predicted model, not a curated record.
AUGAAGCCCAAGCAAAUGCGAUCCUCGGCGCCAAGCCUUGCUGAUCGUCUGGAGGAUCCCGGAUUAUUAAUCACCGGAAAAACAGAAUGCAGUCAGCCAGGCACAAGGCUGUCCCCGUCCUACUGUGUAUGGUACUUUGGUGAUACCCGGCGAAAUCAAUUCAGUAUGUUUGCAUGGAGAGGGAAACGGACAAAUGUUCCUUUGUUCCGACAGCAUUUCCGAGGAAAUGACACCCACCCCACGAAGAUCAAUAUGGGUGGUUGGUGGUUGGGCAGACACACAAAAGUCCGACCACCCCCAUCUCCCAUAAUAAUAAUGAUGCUAAUCGGUGAUGGUAAUUGCGAACCACCAAAGUUACGGUGUGACGGGGGAGAAGUACGUAACACUCGUGGGGAAGGAGACAUUCUGCCGCUACCUCUUUGGGACACUGGCGGUUCCAGAAGUUACCUGUGUUUCCCCGUUAUCUGCCUUUUCUGGAUUUCCUGGUUUGAGAUCAUUACUACACAGUUAUUCCCUUUGCCGCUGACUGUCCUGGCUUGGCUUGGCUCUUCCUUAUCCUCUCCCUCUCUCUCUCUCCCUACUUUUCGUCGCGUGCCUGCAUACGGACCCAGCCGUCUUCCGCUUUUGGCAUCUUCCGCUCGGCUGGCAAGUGUGUUGUUGCUAAUAGCCGAUCUGCUCAAACUACUACUAGUACUAGCCUAUAUCUAUCAGAUAUACUCCCACUGGGGAACCGCCCACUGGACGUUCCCCUCCCUCCUCUUCUGCUCUCGUGCUCUCUUCCCAUCCAUGUAUCUCGUUCAGACUCUCGACCAGAGCGCCUCGACGGGCCUAGGACGCCUUAUUAAACAGUUUUCCUCUGGAUCUAAAUUGUGA